Linepithema humile (Argentine ant) is the source of this 1527-nucleotide messenger RNA. Lineage: Eukaryota; Metazoa; Arthropoda; Insecta; Hymenoptera; Formicidae. The record is from RefSeq and is a predicted model, not a curated record.
GAUACUUCUGUCGCCGUCAAAUAUCGUCUCAGUUAUCAGUAUCGUGCAGCUCUGGUUGUAAAUAUUCCUCCGUGUGGUUUAUUUUGAAAAGCAGCGGCUCCGACAACGCUACGUGGAUUGAGUGGGAUUGGAUCAUGUAUUUGUCCUUCUCGUUCCGUAGGAGCCGGUUGUAGCAGCCAAGCGAUCACGUGGAAUCUCUUUCAUCGUCCACCAAGCGAAAUAGAUUUAUCGGAUACAAAUUCGAGGAUGAACUCCGUGGAAAAAGUAUACGGUUACAAGCUGGCAGCAUGGUAUAGAAGGCAUUCACUGGCUUUGCAUGUUGGAACGAUGAGUUUUGGUCUUGGAUACUUUAUGACCGCCGGUGCGCCCAACAAUCUUUGGUCGAUUUCGUUGGGUAGUGCUGUCUUAGGUUAUUAUGUAGGCUACAAACCUCGAUCCAAUUUUACAACGAAGGAUCUUAUCGUUAUAAGUGGUUGCAAUUGCGGUUUGGGCUACAGUUUAGCAUUGCAUUGUCGCGCCCAGGGUGCAACGGUUUUAGCCGGAGUACACAACUUAUUGCAAAACCAAAAUGCUGCUGUUGUUGAAGAAUUUAAGAAGAAAGACAUCUUGUUUUGCGACCUCGAAAUCACAGACGAAGAAUCCGUUUACGCAUUCGCACAGACAGUUGAAGAGUUGAUAAAAAAAAAACAUUUAGUGCUGCGCGCAUUGGUGAAUAACGCGGGGGUGAUGGUUUUCGGUGAGUUCGAGUGGCAGACGUCGCAGCUCAUGGAGUAUCAAAUAGAUGUGAAUGUGCUGGGAACAAUGAGACUCACUCGGGCGAUGAUGCCGAUGAUACGGCAAAACGGCAGUAGGAUUAUCAUAGUAAGCAGCCAUUGCGCCCAAGAACCUUUGCCGGGUAUAAGCGUUUACGGAGCGUCAAAAGCAGCCGAAUAUGCGUGGGCCACAUCCCUUAGAGUAGAGCUUGGCAAGUACGGCGUCAAGGUCGUCUGCUUUAUUCCCGGUGGUUUUGUAUCAGAAAGCAACAUCAUGAAGCGACAAAAGAAACACUUUCAAGAGAUGAAAACGUAUAUGUCGGAAGAAGCAAAUCAAUUUUACAGCAAUUAUUUUACUAAAUACGCAGAGUACUUAUCUCAUGUUUCGCCAAAUUCAAACGAGUUAAAAAUCAUUACGAAUUCUAGAAUCUACGAAACUUUUAACGACGCUCUUCUCGAAAUCUAUCCUUCAGAAUUUUACAGAUGUGAAUCCUGGAGGUACUUCUUUUAUCGUAUAUUAUUUAAGAUCACACCAAUGCGGAUGCGCGAUUGGUUGGUGAUGCGUUUUGUUAACAUGCCGGCCUGGCAGCCAGCCAGCAAAACUGAAAAAGUGAAUAAGUGAAUUGUCAUUAUUAUCAUUUUACGAGAUAAGUUUUUACUUAAUUAUUAAUGUAAUUGUUAUUAUCUCAUUUAAAUGAAUAUCAUUUUAACUUGUAUUUAAUUCCAUUUUGCUACUUAAUUUUUUUCAAAAAAUAUAUAUACAUAUAUAUAUUCA